Messenger RNA from Fomitiporia mediterranea MF3/22, 273 nucleotides. RefSeq lists its product as uncharacterized. The transcript has a single exon. The record is from RefSeq and is a predicted model, not a curated record. The annotation marks the transcript as partial. Lineage: Eukaryota; Fungi; Basidiomycota; Agaricomycetes; Hymenochaetales; Hymenochaetaceae.
AUCGAAUUUCGUAACCACUGGCGAGACGCCCGGCCAUCUUACGAAGAGUUCAUAAACAUACUCCGAUGCGCACCGAACCUGACCUCUCUCGAACUCGACUAUUCCGGACCAGAUCUUCGCCAGCAAGGAUCCGCCACACAACCGAUAUUCCUACCUAACUUGCGAUACCUUGCGCUCGGGUUUGUUGAAGAAGAAGAAGCAUGUUCGUUGUUACGUUUGUUCUACGCUCCAGCCCUAAAAAGUAUCUCCCUCGACCUCGGCGGGGACAUCUAC